This is a messenger RNA of Silurus meridionalis, 2110 nucleotides long. RefSeq names its product cytochrome P450 4V2. Gene Ontology annotation, molecular function: monooxygenase activity; oxidoreductase activity, acting on paired donors, with incorporation or reduction of molecular oxygen; heme binding. The record is from RefSeq and is a predicted model, not a curated record. The coding region runs from base 83 to 1603 and encodes 506 amino acids. The transcript is spliced from 11 exons. NCBI's taxonomy places the organism in Eukaryota, Metazoa, Chordata, Actinopteri, Siluriformes, Siluridae.
GCGUGUUGGACUCCUGUGUACUGGACCGUGAAGAGAAGUGUAGUGCAGCAGAUCUUCUGCAGCUCGCGCUCUCUUGGUACUCAUGGCUCUGGGUUCGGUGGCCGCGGGCGCGUGCGUCCUCGCGCUGGUGGCGGCCUGGUUCUCGUACCGGCUGCUCCGGAACUUCGCGCGCAUGUGGACCGAGCUGAAGCCGGUACCGAGUAUCGGGGUGGCCUACCCUCUCCUCGGGCACGCGCUCCAGCUCAAGAGCAAAGCCGGAGAGUUUUUUUCUCAGGUGGUUGAAUACACAGACGUGUAUCGGGACGCGCCGCUGCUCAUGGCGUGGAUUGGACCCGUUCCCUUCCUCUUCCUCUACCACUCUGAGACGGUUGAGCCAGUUCUGAAUAACUCAUUGCACAUGGACAAAGCGUACGCUUAUACAUUUUUGCAUUCCUGGCUCGGAACCGGUCUUCUGACGAGUACAGGGGAUAAAUGGCGGAGCAGACGGAAGCUCAUCACGCCCACCUUCCAUUUCUCCAUCCUGAACGAAUUCCUGGAGGUGAUGAACGAGCAGGCUGAGGUCCUCGUCCACAAACUUCACAAACACGUGGGAAAAGGAGCCUUCAACUGCUUCAGCCACAUCACACUCUGCGCUCUCGACAUCAUCUGUGAAACAGCCAUGGGGAAAAAGAUCUACGCUCAGAGCAACCACGACUCCGAGUACGUCCGCGCUGUCUACAGGAUGAGUGACCUAAUCAGUAAGCGCCAGAGGAUGCCGUGGUACUGGCCGGACUUUGCGUUCAAUUACUUCGGCGAUGGCAAAGAGCACAAUCGCUGCCUGAAGAUCCUGCAUUCCUUCACUGAGAGCGUCAUUCGUGAGAGGGAGGAACACGGGCGCUGCGUGGAGUCCGACAGCGAAUCGGAUCAGGGAAAGAAGAAGAGGCAGGCGUUUCUAGACAUGCUUCUGAAGACGACGGACGAGAAUGGGAACAAGCUGAUGCAUCAAGACAUCCGAGAAGAAGUGGACACGUUUAUGUUUGAGGGGCAUGACACUACAGCGGCUGGAAUGAACUGGGCCGUUCACCUGCUUGGGGCUCAUCCUGAUAUACAGAGGAAGGUUCAGCAGGAACUGGAUGAAGUAUUUGGUGUCUCUGACAGACCCAUUACCGCAGAGGACCUGAAGAAGCUGCGUUACCUGGAUUGUGUAAUCAAAGAGGCACUGCGUAUCUUCCCCUCCGUGCCGUUCUUCGGUCGCACCAUCUGUAAGGACACACAGAUCAAGGGCUACAAGGUGCCUAAGGGUGUAACGGCGAUGAUUAUGACCUACUCGCUGCACCGUGACCCGCGAGUUUUCCCUGAACCCGAGGAAUUUCGUCCUGAGCGUUUCCUGCCUGAGAACACGGUGGGACGAAACCCGUACUGCUACAUCCCUUUCUCUGCUGGCCUGCGCAACUGCAUCGGUCAGCGUUUUGCUCUGAUGGAGGAGAAGGUGAUUCUGGCCUCCAUCUUUCGCUCCUUCAAUGUUGUGUCAUGUCAGAAGAGAGAGGACCUGAAGCCAAUGGGAGAACUCGUCCUCAGACCUGAGCAGGGCAUCUGGAUCACGCUGGAGAGGAGAUGUCGCUGACACACACAUCAUAGGUGCUCUCAAGAGAUCAUUCGCUGCUUAGAUAGUGGCAAUAAUAAUAAUAAUAAUAAUAAUUGUUGAUCAAUAUUUUUAAAAGUUAAUAUGCAAUCUAAUGAAAGGAUGGGGGCGGAGUCAUGUGAUACAGGCCACACCCAUCAGAAUGGACUCGUUGCAUUCACAUUUAUACGACCGUCUUCUCCAGAGAGAUUUACAACUGGGUUGCUCAGUGGUCCAGAUUGGCGAUGCUCGGAUUUGAAUUCACAACCUUCUGAUCCAAAGUCCAACAAAGUUUGAUCAUAUGAUGAGCGCGAAUUAUCUGAAGAACUUCCAGUGAUAUCUAUGAUUACGUUUUUUUAGAUCGAUUUUUUUGCAUUUUGCUGUUAAAUGUUCUUUCCAAUGAAAGUGAUCAGUGUCUGUUACAUUAAUGAUUUACUGACAACAAUUACUUACAAAUAUUCUUAAUUCAUGAAUUAAUGAUUCCAGAUAAAAAAAUAAAACCUUAAAGCA